AUGACUCAACAGCCUGCAAGCUCACAAUUUAAAAAUGGUGAAAGCUCUGGGAAUGAUACCAUAUUAUGUGCCUUGUGUCUUCAUGAAAAGACUUAUUUAACUCAGCUUAAUCUCUAUAUGGCUUAUCGUCUACUAAGAGUUGCUGAAACCAGAACUUUCGCAAUUUUUGUGUAUGUCGCCCCACAGACCUGGUCUAGGCCAGGUUUUUUGCUCUAG
Blepharisma stoltei is the source of this 216-nucleotide messenger RNA. The record is from the annotation of a GenBank genome assembly. Lineage: Eukaryota; Ciliophora; Heterotrichea; Heterotrichida; Blepharismidae.